GAGGAGGAAGACUACCAUGAUGCCCUUGGCCAACAGCCGACCAUGAAGGAACGCCGCGAGUCGACAGCCAGCGCCAGUACUGCGACGGCAAGGAGUUUUCGCGAACUGCACCGUAAAUACUCUACCGCGCAGGCUCAUAAGACACCAUCGCAUGGAGGUCGUCGUACACCGCUGCCGGCGAUCGAGACUCAGUUUGGAGACGAAGAGGAGGCAGAGGCUGGAGAACUGCAGAUGGACGAAGAUCGGUCACCGUUGUCUGGGCCAAUCGCGUCGAGACUUGUGUCCCCGAAGAGUCCUGCAACCAGGUCAACAGCGUCUCCCUUGGAAGAGCAUGCCGGCGAGAGCGCCGACUCGCAACAGCGACAGAAGCUGUCAGGUCCGCAUGUCCAGUCGGUCAAGGCUUAGAGGACCCAAAUCCGCCGCAAUUCAUGGAACAUCAGACAGCGCCUGAAGCGUGUCUCUCCAGACCUCAAUGGUUUGCUAGACACCAUCAUCAUGCGCAGAAGCAGCGACCUGACCGGCAGCGCGACUCCGAUCUUACAUGCAGGGUUUCAAGCUCGUCAAGGUAUUCGACACGUUGAGGCUGAUUGGCCCAUUAUUCUGAGGAGGAGGAGUCAGGCAGCGCAACUGUGCCAAAAGUUGACUAUGAGUACGAAUGACUCGAAGGGGCGAAUGGCUUGGCAAGGAAAGCAAAAGCACUCAAGACUUCGAGAGGGCGGUACCAGGGUACAACAGGGUUACGGAAACAUGGGACAGGCAUGACCGUGUGCAAUUUAUGUAAUAUCU
This is a messenger RNA of Verticillium alfalfae VaMs.102, 786 nucleotides long. RefSeq lists its product as hypothetical. The coding region runs from base 43 to 405 and encodes 120 amino acids. The record is from RefSeq and is a predicted model, not a curated record. The transcript is spliced from 2 exons. Lineage: Eukaryota; Fungi; Ascomycota; Sordariomycetes; Glomerellales; Plectosphaerellaceae.